Cylicocyclus nassatus is the source of this 1794-nucleotide messenger RNA. The record is from the annotation of a GenBank genome assembly. Lineage: Eukaryota; Metazoa; Nematoda; Chromadorea; Rhabditida; Strongylidae.
AUGUAUAACACUAUGCAAUGGACAGCUUUUGAAAAUGUCGAUAAGCUCAUUGGAUCCAUUCACUGUAAGACCGUCAGUUAUCAUAUAGAGUUGCCUACCCUGUUCACACCAGAAGAUGGGACAUCUUCUCCAUCCACAAUGAAGUCGUUGGUAGAGGCCGAUUGCGGUGGUCCAAAUGCUCUUGUAGGAUUAGCACAAAAUUAUGGAACAUCAAAUCAACGGAUCGUCCCUACAGUAAAUCGAGGCGUUUCUUCACUUUUACCAUCAACUUCACUUGGAGAGCAAUUCGCUAAUGAUUUUCUGCAACGAAAGGCCGCUGCGGCUCCUGCGCCGGCAUCAUUUAACAUGAGUGCUCUAGCUGCUCAGCUCCCAAAACAAUCAUCUUCUUCUAGCUUAGCUAAUAAAUGGACAAAUGAGUAUACCGCACAGCCAGGGCACCAGUUGUCAACACAGUGGUCACAGCAAUAUGUUGCAUCCAGACCAGCUUAUGAAAAUGCUUGGGCUGGAGCAACCGGAUUAACAGUGCCUUACCCAACUCUUGCUCAAAGUUCCACUUCUGUAGACAGUGCUAUGUGGUCAGCAGAAUUUCUAGAUAACGUUGAAUCGUCCAUGACAUCAUCAUCUAUAUCAAAUGAGUUGACGAGUGAAUUGGCUGAUAGUUGGGCUCAAGAAUACACAGCUGGUAUGCCAGAUGCUUUUGACAGUAUGGAAAAGGAAUGGGAAAAUAUUCGAAAAAAUAUUGCGCUGUCACAAAAAGGAGAGGCUAACUUGACAGAGAUUGAUAGCUAUGUACAUCAGGAACAAAAUCCAUUUCUAACAUCUGCGGAUCCGUUGACGGAAGGUGAUCAUCUUAUGCAAGCUGGUGAUCUUGGCAAUGCUAUGCUGGCCUAUGAAGCAGCAGUACAGAAGAAUCCACGCGAUGCUGAGGCUUGGUGUCGUCUUGGUCUAUCGCAUGCUGAAAAUGAGCAUGAUGGUAAAGCAAUUGCUGCAUUCAACAAUUGCUUAAAGAUUCAGCCCAAUAACGAAGAGGCAUUACUAGCUUUAUCUGUGUCGCUUGCGAAUGAGAAUUCUGAGAAUGAAGCUCUACAUCAGCUGGAAAAAUGGCUUGUCGCACACCAAGGAGGUGAUCCAGCCAAUGUGCAAAAAGCCCCCAGCAGCUUCAGUACAUUUUUGGACCACGAAACUUUCGCAAAUGUUGAGCAACUCUUUUUGAAUGCUGCUCGGCAACAAUCCGGGACUGCGGAUGCAGCCUUGCAGAACGCCUUAGGAGUUCUGUACAAUUUGAACCGAAACUAUGAACGAGCUGUUGAGUGCUUGAAGUUGGCCAUAGCUAGCAGACCUGAUGACCCUCGGUUAUGGAAUCGCCUCGGUGCUACCCUAGCCAAUGGCGAUCACACCCCUGAAGCAAUCGCAGCCUAUAGAGAAGCCCUGCAACGAUAUCCUACUUACGUUCGAGCACGAUAUAAUCUUGGGAUCAGCUGUAUGCAUUUGAAUAGUUAUCGAGAAGCAGUGGAGCACUUUGUCUCAGCUCUAGAACUGCAGAAAGGUGGCUCGGAUAGCUCAUCCAUCUGGCCAACGCUAAGGUCAGCCUCCAUCAGAAUGCUGGAUGCUCCUACGGAGAUCUUGCAGGCUCUAGAUCGACGAGAUCUGAAUGGGAUCAAAGCGAUAUUAUCGAAAAUGAAACCUGUAUAGAUUUUUCUUGGAAACUAUGUCAAUACGGGAUUUUUCUUGCCUUUUCAAAUCAGAAUUUCUACUGACCAUUGUAAAUGCAUAUAAGGAAUAAAGCUAUGAGAU